This is a messenger RNA of Porites lobata, 845 nucleotides long. The record is from the annotation of a GenBank genome assembly. Lineage: Eukaryota; Metazoa; Cnidaria; Anthozoa; Scleractinia; Poritidae.
AUGUUCCUGUCAAUUAGUGCAUUUUUGGGGAAUACUCUGAUUCUUGUUGCGCUACACAGAGAAUCUUCACUUCGUCCACCUUUUGCUUCCAAAUACCUGUAUCGUAACCUAGCGAUAACGCAUCUCUGUGUUGGUAUCCUUGUGGAGCCCACGUAUAUUGCCUAUUUGAUGUCCUUGAUGGACAAAAGAUUCGAUAUUUGUCAUUACUCACGUGUGACAUGCUUUUUCAUAACAUUUGUAUUUUGUGCAGUGUCUUUCCUGACAUCCUCUGCAAUAACCGUGGACAGACUUAUCGUUAUUUUGCUGAGGCUAAAGUACAGACACGUGGCCACUAGUUUUAAAGGAAAAGUUAUAAUUGUUGUUGUUUUAUGGAUUUUGGGCAUUUUUGGUGCGUCAAGGUACUUCUGGAAUCGUCUUUCAAAAGCGUGGCUCUGGGAAAGAGCAUUAUAUUAUGGGUUCUUUUUCUGGCCACCUCAAUUAUCUCUUUCAUAAAAAUUUUCUUUUCUCUUCGUCGAAACCAAAUUCAUGCCCAAAACGGUGUUUCUCAAGAACAAACGAGCCGAAUCAUUCCACUAUACCGCGUAGCCUGGUACAGAAAGUCAGUGUGCAGUGCAUUCUGGGUACAGUUAACACUGGUUGCUUGUUAUCUGCCUUUGACCGUAGUAGAGGCAUUGACACCUCAAAGAGGGCCAGUACCUAUAUCGCUUUACCUUGCUACAGAAUUUGCUGUUACUUUCGUUUAUUUGAACUCAUCAAUAAACCCGCUGCUUUAUAGCUGGAAGAUCCCAGGAGUAAAGCAAGCAGUAAAAAUAAUAAUCAGACAACUGCUUUGUUCAUCGACAUAG